GCUUCCAUUGCCCUCCAGGUUGUGAUGGCGUGACUCAAGGAUAAGUCCCAUCACGUGUUGUGCUCUCCAACCUCAAACUCCUUUCCACAUCCAGCCAUCGGAGUAGCUUCUUUGAUGUAGGUAUGGCGAUGAUGGGCACCAAGACCACAGAUGGAGAGAGGAGGGACGCCGCUGGGAGAGAGAGAUCUGAAGUGUCGGGAGGGAUCCAUGAGAGAUGAAGAGAUUGUCGCCUCAGUCGAAGCAAAAGAGGGCUUUGAGCCGGAUACUUGGACGGAGGUGGCCAAUCACCUGCAUGUCACCGACCUAUCAAUUCUCUCCGCCACCUGCCGUUCGUUCCGCCGCCUCCUCUCCGACGACUCCAUCUGGCGACAUGCCUUCCUUCGCGACAUCACGCUCCACACUGACGAUACCAACAUGCUCAGGAUUCUGCAUGAUCCCCGCCCGUUCCACCGCUCCUGGCGCUUCCUCUACGCCACCGCCUUGGACCCUAUAGUUUCCUACUGCAUCCGUCAGCCCGAGAAGCACAUUGAGUUGUUUCGCGUCGGUGGGUUCGUGAUGGACACGUCCAAGCUUCUGCUAACAGCUAAGCUGGCGCUGGCGCCGCUGUGGUUGAUGAAGGUGCUUGAUAAUACACUAGACACCUCCAUCGGAGCUUGCUUACUCACCAACGUACGCCCCGGAGUCUGGAUCGCUGACAUGCACAGGCUGCGAUGCUUGGGAUGAGCAGGAGUUAAGCUUGGGGAUGCUUGAUACGUCUCCAACGUAUCUACAAUUUUUGAUGGUUUC
This is a messenger RNA of Hordeum vulgare subsp. vulgare (domesticated barley), 786 nucleotides long. RefSeq names its product probable F-box protein At3g61730. Gene Ontology annotation, cellular component: nucleus. Gene Ontology annotation, molecular function: protein binding. Lineage: Eukaryota; Viridiplantae; Streptophyta; Magnoliopsida; Poales; Poaceae. The record is from RefSeq and is a predicted model, not a curated record. Gene Ontology annotation, biological process: reproductive system development. The transcript is spliced from 5 exons. The coding region runs from base 151 to 723 and encodes 190 amino acids.